This is a messenger RNA of Salvia hispanica, 769 nucleotides long. The record is from RefSeq and is a predicted model, not a curated record. NCBI's taxonomy places the organism in Eukaryota, Viridiplantae, Streptophyta, Magnoliopsida, Lamiales, Lamiaceae.
CUCUCCUCUUGAUUAUUAUUUUGCCUGUUUCGGAACCCUUCUCAGGUGGCUUUUACAGGUCCUCUGCAGAUCAGCCUUUAUGACGCCCCCUCCCCAAAUCUAUUCCAUUUCCCUUCGGAUUCAGUGCUUCAAUUCUGAAUUACUCUUACUCCUAUAUAAAUAAUCUCUAUUUAUACAUCCACCAUAACUAUCAAGUUCUUGUGCAUGUUUUUAGCAUAUUCAAUUUUGAAAUCAAAAUAUAUAUGAUGAUGUUGGGAGUGGAAGAGAUUCUGUGUGAGGUUGAGAGAGAUGAUGAGCAAGGCAGCCUCCCUCCUGGCUUCAGAUUCCACCCCACCGAUGAAGAGCUCAUCACCUUCUACUUAGCUUCCAAGGUCUUCAACGGCAGCUUCUGCGGCGUCCACAUCGCUGAAGUCGACCUCAACCGAUGCGAGCCGUGGGAGCUUCCUGAUGCGGCGAAAAUGGGGGAGAGGGAGUGGUAUUUCUUCAGCUUGAGAGACCGGAAGUACCCGAGCGGGCUGCGAACAAACCGGGCGACCGGCGCUGGCUAUUGGAAGGCAACGGGGAAAGAUAGGGAGGUGGUGAGCGGUGCGAAUGGGGGCCUUCUUGGGAUGAAGAAAACCCUAGUUUUUUACAAAGGCAGAGCCCCCCGAGGGGAGAAGACCAAGUGGGUCAUGCACGAGUACCGCCUCGACGGCGACUUCUCCUGCCGCCACACCGCCAAGAAUUUUCCACAAGGCAGCUGAGAAGAAGAGCUUGGUGCAAGGCCAGA